Marchantia polymorpha subsp. ruderalis is the source of this 4646-nucleotide messenger RNA. The record is from the annotation of a GenBank genome assembly. Lineage: Eukaryota; Viridiplantae; Streptophyta; Marchantiopsida; Marchantiales; Marchantiaceae.
CUUGUACAGAGUGGCUAGAGGAAGCAUAGAUUCAUGGGCGGGUUUGGACCGGGCGCCAGUGGUAUAAGAAGCCGCGCAGACGCAGAGAAGAUAGCGAUGAGGGCCAAACAGGAGCUAGUCAGUCCAAUUGGCAGAUCGAUCUGAUCUGGGCGGAGAGGGCUCCAACAGAUAGCUUGCAUGUAGCGGUUGCGCUUUGGAGGGAUCCAUACAACGAUGUGUAGUAUGAACUAUUGAAUUUACAGUAGUACAUCGAGUGUAUGUAUCUUUCUGCAUGUAAACUGCAAGGUGGUGGAUGCGACCGACUGCGGACGUUGCCCGCUAUGCUGAACGCCUGAGUACUCUCUUGAAUUGAUUUCGUCUCAACAACAAUCUCGGGAUUGCUGUAGGUGUUGGACGAAAUGAAAGGAGACGGGAAGGGCAUUUUCGAUGGUCACAAAGUCUUCUCACGGAAGUCCUCGGAAGCAUCCUUGGAGGACAAUUCUGCCAUGAAGUCCCCAAGUUUGGAAGAAGGAAUCGGUAUGAAGGAGAUGCCGCCUACAACUUCUGGAAACACCUUGAAGAAACGUCUGAAUAGGUUCUCUCCUGUCGCACUUGUCAAGAGGCUCGGAGGGAAUGGUGGCAACGAUGACAAUCCGAAGAAAGGACUCGGCACGCUUUCCGGUGUUCUCAUUCCAACGUGUGAGAAUAUGUGGGGAGUGCUGAUCUUCCUUCGGUUUUACUACGUUGUGGGAAACGCGGGUGUAUGGCAGUCAUUUCUCGUUGUUUUUAUUUCGUUUCUGUGCGCUGUAUUGACGACUAUGUCGUUAAGUGCCAUCGCUACGAAUGGACCGAUUGAGGAAGGAGGCACCUACUACCUCAUCUCAAGAGCUCUUGGGCCCAAAUUGGGCGGCUCAGUUGGUUUCAUGUACUACCUCGGAGUUUCGUUAUUGGCUGUACUUGAGUCACUUGGAGCGGUGGAGAUGCUUCUGUUUACUUUUCCAAGUCUCAAAUUUGUAUCUGCCAAUCGUGUGCUCGGCGCCAUAAUUCUCUGCUUCUUAUGUUUUCUGGUGUAUUUCGGAAUAUCUUUCGUUUCCAAAUUGAGCCUGGUUUUCUUUGCGGUGGUUUUGUACACAAUGCUUUCAUACUACUUGGGAUUGUUUACUGCACCUGGGAAAAAGGCUCCCGAUAAUAUGACGGGUCUUUCAUGGAACACAUUCAAGGGCAAUUGGAAUUCGGGCUAUAGUUCGGACGCUUCCUUCUCCGUAGUCCUUGCCGUUUUCUUUCCUUGUUUCACAGGAAUCCUCAGUGGUGCAGACAGGGCUAAAGCUUUGGCUCGUCCAGAGAAGUCGAUACCUGCUGGAACAAUUGGAGCCGUUUGUAUCAGUUUGGUGAUGUAUCUAUCUUACAUGGGACUUUGGGCCGCUGUUGGAACAAGGGGAUACCUCUUAGGAGAGCUUCCUGAUGGUUCACAAAGAGGUCACGGUGGUGGUCACGGUAAUCUGGAUGUCGUGGUUGACGUUGCCUUUCCCCUAGCCAUUCUUACUCAACUUGGGAUCAUCAUAGCCUCUAUGGCUCAAGCAUUUCAAUGUCUAAUCACAUCUCCAAGACUUCUCCAGGCUAUUGCUGGUGAUGGGGUUAUUCCUUUCUUGGGUAGAGUGGCCAAGACCUCGACUAAUGGAGAACCUAGGGCGGCGUUGUUGGCCACCACAGUUCUCUGCGUUUUAGCAGCUAUGAUUGGAAGUCUUGACGCUGUUGCUCCCCUCGUUUCGAUAUGUUUCUUAAGUUGUUAUUCCGCUCUCAACUUCUCCUGCGUGGUCCUCUCUAUGCUAAAAGCUCCAAGUUGGAGGCCGAUGUGGAAAUACUAUCAUUGGUCUUUUGCUCUACUGGGUUUCAUUCUCUGUUUCGGCAUGAACUUUGCUAUCAAGUGGUACUGGGCAAUUGCCGCUGUCGCGUUGCUGGUUGCCUUGUAUAUCUACAUUGACUACCGUCAGGUGGAAGUCGACUGGGGAACAGGUUUAGGAGGAUUACGUUUGCAGCUUGCAGUACAGAGCAUUCUAGCCGUGGGACAUGAAGCACGCUACAGUGUUAACUGGAGGCCGCAACUGCUUUGCCUUUGUAAACCUCGGUCGGCAAGGUCUUCAGAUGAUCAUGAUAAUCAAGAGUUCCUUUCAUUCGUAUCUCAACUAAAGAAGGGUAGAGGACUCUGCGUCAUGGCGACAAUUCUUGAAGGGAAGUUGGAGAAAAUGGGGGCACAAGUAGAUGCGGAAAGGUUGGAACUUGAAAACUGCAUGCAAGCAGCAAAUGUAACUGGAUUUACCAGAGUGCUGGUGGCUCCAUCGUACAAAGAGGGUAAAACAUAUGCCAUCCAGUCGUCAGGACUCGGAGGUCUUGAGCCUAAUACGUUGGUGCUAGGUUGGCCUAACAAUUGGCGUGAAGAUGAGCACUAUCAUAAUUCUGAGGUAAUGCUGGAGAUAUUGACCGAGUGCAAAGCUGUUGACAAGGCAGUUCUGCUUUGCAUGAACCUAGAUGAGUUUCCAACGAGUGGGGCUCAACAAGAAGGGUCCAUCGAUGUCUGGUGGAUCGUGCAUGAUGGUGGAUUACUGUUGAUGUUGGCUCAUCUUCUCCAACAGCAUAGAGUUUGGCGAAAGUGCAAACUUCGAGUCUACACAGUCGCUGAGAACGUUCAUGAUCCGGCGGUGGUGAAGAGGAACUUGAGAAAGCUUCUGGAUCAGGUGCGCAUACAAGCUGAUGUACAAGUUCUUGAGUUGGAUGAAACUGGUCUAGCACCGUACACUUUUGAUUACACAAUUCGUUUGGAAGAAAGACGCGCUUUUGUAGAAGAGAUCGCCCAUUACAGAAUGGCCCAAGAGGAUCGAAAGAAGGCUUUGGAACAGAAUGCGAAAACAAUCAGGAGGCCCGCCAAUCAGCCAGCCGGACGAACGGUAGAGCAAAUUUUAAGUCCCAUGUUAGCAAGGACCAAGUCUGGAGAACGAGAGACCCUUGACAAUAUAUUUAAAGACAUUCCUCCCACGAUGCAUAAUAACUCACAAAAUGUUUCGUUUAGUGGACCCCUUCCAACCGAUUCAAACAACUUGGCAGAUAAAUCAGCAGUGACUUAUCAUAGCACUAGAUAUCCCUCAGCUCUGGGCAGCGGAAGGCUUGAACCAGGCUCUAAACAAGGUUCCACCAGAUAUGUUCCUGAUAACUUAGAGCUUGGAAAGCACGAGUUGUUGGCGAAACAGCAAAGCGAGGUCCUACCUAAGCUCGAUAAAAGUAAAUCAGGCCGAAGCAUAGAACAGAUUUUGAAGAAAAGCGUACCGACAGAGCUAAGUAUGCUCGAUGGAGUCCCUCACCAGCCUCGCCCUCGUAGCGGACCACUCCAUGCCCUGAAAAUGGCGGGGAACGGCGAUGCACAGAGCUUGGAUGGAGAAAGCACUCCAACGGAAGGCGGCAGACUUGAAGAAAGCGAGUUCAAGGAAACGCUGAAACCGAUUCAAGCCAAGCAUGAAACUUUCUACGACGAAAAACAGACCUCAAGGAAAGAGACUGCAAAUUCCGCGAUUCAAAAGAGCACAAUGCCAUCCACGUCUCUUCUGUCGCCAAGCACACCAAAAGUACAGCAGCUAACUGGAGAAAAGUCUUCCACACAGCAGAGGGUCGGCAAGGAAACUAGGUGGGCUGAUGACUGUGGACAGGGACUUCGGAGGUCAGAUUCAGUGGAGAUAAAUGUAGAUGCAAGGAGCGAAGAUGAUUCGGAAACCCCAGGGGAAGGAGGGAGUGUGAAGCCAUUGACGCGGAUGGGGAGCGCAGGUCAACUCUAUCCUGGAUCCCCCCACCAUUCUAUGUCUGAUUUUGGAGAUGUUGAUGCUGUGAUUCCGGAAACAAACCGGACUUGGGAGACCUUCAGUCAAAGUUACUCUCCAAAGAAGUUAAAUGAUAUGAUUCUCGAACAUUCCAAAAACGCUCAAUUGGUUCUGCUGAACCUCCCAGAUCAUUACCACGGAAUGGAACCUGAAACCUACAUGCAGUAUUGUGAAAAUCUAACCGAAGGACUAAGGCGUGUACUUUUAGUUCAUGGAUCUGGAAAAGAGCUUUGGAACAGCGGAGCUUAGUGAUCCGCUGUAUUUUUUUGUAGUGCCAAGAGGCCUCUUAUGAUAUGUUUCUUCAGAGCUGAACAUUUUUUUCGAAGUUCAUGCUUGCAACGUCUCUGUCCGUAGAUAAAGUAAAUCUUAAGGUGUUUUUGUGACACGUCAUGCUGCCGAGGUCCGGCAGUAUACAACAGAUUUGACAACAGAGUACACCCAGUGACUUUUAGCCUGUUCUUCGACGUGAUGACUCCAACACGCAAUGGAGGUUCACCGGGAUAAAAAGAUAUUCUUGCCAUCGGACUGACCGAGGGAGAUGAAGGAGAUUGAGAAAUUGUGUAAAGUACUGCUUAUAGUUGUUCGGUUCUUUAGUAUACCAUUAGCAAAGUUUGUCCGGCACUACAUACGAACGUACGCAUCAGACUUUGCAAUGUUUCCGGGCUAGUUUUCGAGAAGAUCCGGUGACAACUCGUAUAGUUCCUAUGAAUAAGAGCUUGGCCAAGUGCCAGUGGCCAAGCGAGGUUACACAUAAGGCUGGUAGUCAGUCUAAGAAUGUACAGACGAAGGAGUAUGUAAAUUAUC